AUGCAUCUCGAGCUGAGGCUGCUGACGCGCGACCCCGCGAGCGGCGAGGACGGCCCCGAGUCGCCGCCCAUGCUGGUGUUGGUGGCGGACCUGCCGCGCGACGCCGCGGACCUCUUGUCGAGGUUCGCGCGGCGCUUCUUGGCUGACGACGACAUGGCCAUCCUCACGACGGCCACGCCGGUGAGCGUCCGCAUCGGAGGCCGGGAAUACGCCCUGUCCGACUCCCGGUCCUACGGGACCUUCGCGGGCUUCGCGGCGCGCUUCAACGACUGCGACACGAUCGAGUACGCGUACGCGGCCGCGCGGCCGCGCGAGCCCGUCGUCGACCUCUCGUCGUCGAUCAUGUCGACGUACCGGGGCGCCGUCGCGUGGGAGCGCGAGGCGCCCCACUUCUUCCCGCCCCCCGUCGCGGCGCCGGCGGGCGCCGGCGGAGCGGCCGGCGACGGCGUCGCCGAGGCGACGGACGACGGCGCGACGGCGCUGCGCGCGCUGCGCGCGCAGAAGCGCAAGGAGAAGACCACAUCCCUGGCCUUCCCGAACGGCACGCGCGCGUCCGUCGAGUGGGCCGCGACGCCCCCGACGGCCGCGCAGCCUUUGACGCUCAGCUCGACGCUCGCGAGCCCGUUCCGCGCGGCGCUCGCGCGCGACGCCGCGCUCCGGGCGUCGUCCCCCGCGGACCUGUGCGCGGCGAGCCCCGACGACGAGGUCGUCAACUUCUACUUCCAGGAGCACGGCGCGCUCACGAACGUCGUCGUCGCCGGCGGCCGCGCCUACGUCCUCUGGCCCGACCUCCUCGAGCUCGCCUGCCUCCGCGACGUGCUCGAGAGGGCGUUCGACGUCAGCCCCGAGGCGGCGAUCCGCCUCGCGCCGACGCCCUUCGAGAUCACCUGCCCCUUCUGCGACUGGCGCGCGGGCGCGAGGAUGAACGACGGCGGCGCUCUGCGAUGCCAUUUGGACGGCGCGCGGCACGAACACGCCGACCCGACGACGGUGCGGCGGUGCCACGAGCGCCUCCGGCGCCUGCUGAACCACUCGUCGCUCGGCGCGGACGAAGGCCUCCGCCGCGCGCCGGUCGCGGUGCCGACGCCGCGCCCGCCGACGGGCGGCGUUCUGCGGCUGGUGCCGCCGGGCGUGCGGCUGGCGCCGGCGGCGCUGGCGUUGAACGCGCUGCUCGUGUCGGGCGCGCUCGAGCGCAACCACCCGAUGGCGGAGCGCGUGCUCGCCUGGGCGCGCCUGGUCUCCGGCGAGGCCGUCGGGUGGCGCGCGACGGAGUCGCUGCUGCCACUCGAGCGCCUCAUCCACAGGAAGGGCUUCAUCUACGAGCAGCGCGGCGGCGCCGGGCUGUCGGACCUCGGCCGCCGCUGCGUGCCGACGCUGGCCACGAUCGCGGCGACGAACGACGUCUUGAUCGGGCCCGACCUGUUGCGACGGGUCCGCCUCGCGGUCCAGGCGGCGAGCGGGCCCUACUCGCCCGGCCUCCUCAAGAUCUACGCACGCAUCGCGCAGGCGUGCGAGGGGACCGUGGUCGUCGGCGCGGGCGACCCGUCUCUCCGCGUCGAGGCCGUCGUCGUCGCCGCCAAGUUCGACGGCGUGCCGUUGACGCCGGACAUCGGCGCGGUCUACAACCGGCUCGCGACGGCCGAGGCCCGGUUGGUGUCGCCGGUCAUCUGCGUCGGCUUCGUGCCCCCCGUCGACCUGUCCCGGGCGCGGGCCUUCCGCGCGGCGGCCUUGGCCGACCCCGUCGCGGCGAAGACCGAGCUCGCGAAGCAGCACCAGGUCGCCACCAACGUGGAUUUUUACCAUGUUGCAAUUGGUGGCACGGCCCUGACGCUCCAGGUACUAGAGUCGGGGAUGAUCGUGAGCAUGAGCAACAAGAACCCCGCGAAGCUGACGUGGGUCGCCGGCGCGUUCUGCCCCGCGACGUCGCUGACGACCGCGGUCCCCCCUUCUGGCUCCACCCUUACCUACCCCACCUCUUCCCUCAAGAUGAUCAACGCGAGCGGCAUGGCGCUCAUCGACGACGACAAGUUCCUCGUCGUCGCGGACGCGGGGCAGGGCUCGGCCUUGGUCGUCGUCUCCUACCCGUACCGGUGGAGCGCGAGCCUCGAGCCCUCGAAGGUCUUCCGCCUCGCCGCGAUCGCGGGCCUCGAGCAGGCCCAGCUCUUCGACCUCGCGCGCUCGGGCCGGCCGUCGCCGACGCUCCACCAGACGAUGGUGAUCGCGUGCGUGGGAUCCGCCGGCGGCGGGUCGCUUCUCGUCGCGGACGUGCUGCUCCCGCUGGUCCCCGGCCGCGAGGUCCUGGUCAAGCGCCGCGUGCUGCUCUCGGGCGCGCCCUGCCAGGUCUGCGUCGACGCCUCGCUCUGCUACGUGACGGUCUGGGGGGCCGAUUCCGCGGCCGCGGCGCCGGACUUUGUCGUCGAGGUCAACCUUUUGGGGCUCGGGCAUCGGCAAUACGGUGCCGCCUUCCCCCACGAAGACACCAUCUGGGGCGUCGCCGUGGUCCUCGUCAAGGACUCCGACGGCGCGCUGCGGCGGCGCGUCGUCGUCGGGACAGUGGGCGGCUGCCAGCUCGUCGCGUGCGACCCGGACGGCGUCGCGAACGCGGUGCUCGUGGGCGACCGCUUCCAGAGCGGCGACGGGGACGGCGCCCUGGGCAUGGCCCGGUUGUCCCAGCCCGUGGGCCUCGUCGUGUCGCCCCACGCGGGCUCGAGCCUCUACGUCGCGUCGACCGCGGGCCAGUGCGACGGCUCCGUGCGCCUCGUGAACUUCCAGACGGCGGGCCUCGUGCGCUUCCUGCGGUCUUUGUCCGAGCUCUGCGAGGCGUGCAGCCUCGUGGACGACCUCAAGUACAUCAAGCGGCACCUCGACCGGCUGAACUUUGCGGACAUGAACGCCUACGACGACCAUCUCCGGCGGCGGCCGUUCCUCGAGGCCGUGGGGGCUGCUCGGCGGGCCACGAGCUAUUUUGUGGACAACAUGGACGCCAUGGGCGCGGCGGUGUCGCGUUCAGGGGGCGUCAUUGCGACCCAGGGCCCCGAGGCGACGCCCUCGAGCGCGACGGUCCGUCGCCUGCUCGGCGACCUGCAGUCGCUCGAGGACGCCUUCUUCGAGCUGCUCGACGACGGGGAGACGGGGCUGGCGCGACACGUUCUAGACACGACGCUCGACAUGGGGACGGACGCCGUGACGACGGACGCCGAGCGGAGCAACGCGCAGCAGCGCAUGGCACAGCUGAACGCGUCGCAGGCGGAACUCGGGUCCGCCGACGAGGUCAUCUGCAACGAGCCGGGGACGAUCGAGGACGCCAUCCUCGACGGCGUGCAGACGCCCUUCUGCACGCGCAAGCCGUCGGACGCCAAGGCCUACUACGUCGCGCCCAAGGGCGGCUCCGCGAUCUCGCUGGAAGACGUGGAAAAAGAGCUCGCGCCGCUGCGCACGAGCGCAGCGCCGGUGCUCACGCAGCUCUCCAAGCCCGACAACGACGCCGUCGCGUGCCUUCGGGCCUACUACCCGCGGAGCCCGACGAGCCGGCCCGGCGCGAAGUACCGGGGCAUGACUCCGUACGCGGGCGAGUCCUACGAGGCGGCGCGGCCGCGUCUCGAGGGCGGCGGCGCCGACCAGGAGUCCGACGAGCACGGCGAGGGCAUGGAGGACCCGACGGCGCAGCUGCGGUUUUCCAUCUUUGUCGCUGCCCCGGCCGCCCCCGCCGAGUCGCGGUCCGCCGCCGUGCAACUCGUCUCGCACGCCUUGGUCGCCGGGCAGUGCGUCGUCGUCCGCGCCCCGGAGAGCCCGAACUACGACAUCUGCUACGAUUGCGCUCGGACGAGGGCGGCGGCGAAGGGCCUCUUCGAGUGCGCCCGGUGCGUGCGGUCCUACUGCCGCGCGUGCCUCGACCUGCCCGGGGACGCGGUGCGGCCGCCGACGUGGACGUGCCGCGGACCGCACGACCCCCAGCAGGAUCGGGACUUCGCGGCCCACUGCAUCGAGUGCACCGUCGACAGCUGGUCGCUCAUGACGAUCACGAAGGUGACCAGGGGCGGCACGUCCUACGGCCUCCUCAACCUGCGGGUGGGGCCGCCGUCGCUCGCGGGCGGCGAGGACGAGGGCGGGCC
Aureococcus anophagefferens is the source of this 4112-nucleotide messenger RNA. RefSeq lists its product as hypothetical. Lineage: Eukaryota; Pelagophyceae; Pelagomonadales; Pelagomonadaceae. The record is from RefSeq and is a predicted model, not a curated record. The transcript is spliced from 3 exons. The annotation marks the transcript as partial.